AUGGCGCGGGUAAAACAGCCGAAUGUGGAAAGGGAAGAAGGCUUGGAGAAGCAAACCGAAAAGCAACCGGCUCUUCCAAGAAAAUCUCCCCGGUCCAAAUCUAAGCUGCUGGUAGUUACUGAGGAAUCAGAAACCGAGUCAGAUGAUAGAGCCUUAGUUCAGAAAGCUGUGGAGACCGCAUUGAGAAUUCCCAUUCCCAAGCAACUGAGGCAGAAAAAGCAGAGAGCCAGUGAAGGGAUCACACGGCAAAUUCCCUCUAAAAGUAUUCCAUCUGAUUUCUCUGAAUUACUAGUUGGAAACCUUGAUAAGGAAGCAAACAACAUUGCCCCCUUUGAGCCUGGAGAGUCCAAGACCAAGGUUCCUGCUUUUGGGAUUACACAGCUGCACAAGAUGAGGAUUCCUCUACCUUUCAGACCAUCUCAAAAGGUACCUCAGAAAGACAAGGGGAAGCAACUAGUUGUCAGCACCUCUAGGACUCAGGAUGAGGCCGAAUCCACUGCAGCUCCUUCUCAUGCCCCUGGACCUUCAUUCAUGGAGAGAUCUCUCAGGGAGAUGUUUCAGGCCGAGCUUCAAGAGUUUGAAAAGAGAGUUUAUGUCACUGCUCGAGAAUACGGGGAAGUCUCAGAUAGAAAGUUUGAGGAGAAAUUCAAGAGCUCAAAAGGGAUGGAAGCCUCUCUCUGUAACAACUUCUUUGCCCCCAGUACUACCUUCAGCUUUGAGGACCUACUUCAUCAUCCCCCAUCUCCUCCUCAUCAUAAGCCUGGACCUUCUACCUCUAUUAUACCCCCUUCUCCAUCUGUACCAUCUACCUCUCCCACUCCCUCUCCUACUUUGGCCCUGAUCACUGUUCCCCAGCCAGUUCCCUCCAUUCAUAUUCCAUCACUCUCUCCACUUUCUCACUUUCCCCCUCUUCCUAUUCCCCUGUCCAUUCCACCUGUGUCUACUUCUUCCUCUUCCCCACCUGAUGCUGACAAAAAGGGGGAGAAAAAUUCUGAUUCUUAG
Messenger RNA from Neltuma alba, 1002 nucleotides. RefSeq names its product actin cytoskeleton-regulatory complex protein pan1-like. The transcript is spliced from 4 exons. NCBI's taxonomy places the organism in Eukaryota, Viridiplantae, Streptophyta, Magnoliopsida, Fabales, Fabaceae. Bases 1 to 1002 code for a protein of 333 amino acids. The record is from RefSeq and is a predicted model, not a curated record.